This is a messenger RNA of Girardinichthys multiradiatus, 2888 nucleotides long. RefSeq names its product trimethylguanosine synthase 1 (gene tgs1). Gene Ontology annotation, biological process: 7-methylguanosine cap hypermethylation; 7-methylguanosine RNA capping. Bases 99 to 2465 code for a protein of 788 amino acids. NCBI's taxonomy places the organism in Eukaryota, Metazoa, Chordata, Actinopteri, Cyprinodontiformes, Goodeidae. Gene Ontology annotation, cellular component: nucleus. Gene Ontology annotation, molecular function: RNA cap trimethylguanosine synthase activity. The transcript has 16 exons. The record is from RefSeq and is a predicted model, not a curated record.
GUAAAACGCCAGAAGAAGAAACAAGAGCCAAAUGGCACGUUAGGUCAUUUUUUUUGUCGCUGAAUAAUUUGGGCUUUUAAAAGUUUAAACCGACUGUGAUGAUGCUGGAGAGAACCAAGACGACAGUGGUCGCGGACAUUAUUUUUACUCAGAGUCAAACACCUGAGAAGAAGGACGCUGUUCUCUGUCGGUGCUCCAGGGCCUUCGUAGAGGAUAGAGAGCUGUACUGCUCUGACAACAGACUGCUUUCCUCUGGCAUAGAAGACACUGAAGUGCAAGCUACUGAACAUUAUGAAUCUAAAAAAGAGGAAGAGGAACAAGUCUUGGAUGAAGAGUCUCAGCUGAUGACUAUGAUGGGUCUGCCUUUAGCAUUUGCCAGCUCCUCUGAACAGAUGGUGCAAAAAAGAAGAAGGCCAUACAGAAAGCCCGUCACAUGCGUGGAAGAUAAAGAGGCUGACAAAGAUUUACCACAGGUUUACAAAACUUGUUUGGGUGAACACCAUGAUGUUUCUGAAGAUGAAUGCCAGAACGAACUGCAGCAAGUAGUGGAUGUUGACGAAGAGAUUCAUGACACCUGUUGGGAAUCCUAUUGGGCUCAGAAUGGGCAGGAUUUGCUGUGGAGCUCCUGGCUAGAGAAGCAUCCAGACACCAGUUUACCAUCUGCAGAUGAUGUUGGAACUGUCGCUGCUCCUUGGGAUAAUCCAGAUACGAAGGCUCUCUGGGACAAACUGGCUACGGAGACUUACUACUCGUAUUGGGAGCGAUUUUCAUAUUGGACAGCAUUAGGCUGGACUACUGAUCCUCGAAUGUGUAACUGGAGCACUGGUGAAGAUGUGCAGACAGACACUCAGACAAAGUCAAACAAACAGACAAAAGGGAAAACUGGAGUUGGGAACCAAGAAAGAAAAAGCAAAGUUGAUGUUAUGAGUUUUCUGUUCAGAGAAACGUGCACAAUACAGGAAAGCGGGAGCUGUGCGACUGACUUAGAGGCAAACAGAUACUUUGUUUGCAGCUCUGAUGUUAGAAAGCAGUCAGAUGAGGAAUGUCGUUGCUGUGAGGAUCCUUCAGACGGUGGGAAUGAUCAGAAGGAACCUGCUGGCACAUCUAAAGAGAACAGUCCUAAACAAACAGAUUCAAUGCAACUCACCAUCCUACCUGACAGAAUCUUCAGCUCAAACAGCAAAAUGUCAGAGAGAAGAGAAGAAGAUGAUGAUGAUGGUGAUAAGCACCCAAGAAGGUUUACGAAAAUUAAACGCAGUCAUGAGCUGGAUGUGGAGGAGUGUCCACAUCUUACACCUGAGGAAGUCUGGUCUGAACUAGGACUUAAACACAAAUUGCAGCCCCAGUUUGGCACUGUAAUAAGGUAUGAAGAUAUUAAUAGUCCAAAGCCUCAGAGGACAAGCAAGGUAUUCAGCAGUAUCAACAAACACAUCAGAUUCUCCGAGAUGGAUGCAGACAACACAAAUCCCAUUAGCCCUUCCCUGUACAAGGCUCAAAAGUUUCUUCAAAACAUGCGAAGGGAAGCACAAAUGAAGAUGAUUAAGAGAAAAAGUGUUGGGCCUGUGGAAGAAGAGGGAUACGAUUACGAAUCCACUUCAGAAACUAAAGUUAUGGAGAACAGUGCUUGCAACACUUCCUCCAACUUCACUAAAAGGUCUGUGGAAGUGCCAACAGAGGAGGAUCAUCCUGGAGGAUCACUAACAUUUCAAGAAAAAGUGGACUUCAUUCCAUUGAACACACUUGAAGGGCAGAAAGCUAAACAUGUGAUGAAGCCAAAUAAGAACCGUAAAAGAAGAAAGAAGCAGCAGGUCCCAGCAGAGAUGGCAGGUGAUAGUGAACUUGCUAAAUACUGGGCUCAACGCUACAGACUGUUUUCCCUCUUUGAUGACGGGAUUAGGCUGGAUCGAGAGGGGUGGUUCUCUGUGACACCAGAGAAGAUUGCUGAGCACAUUGCCCUCAAGGUUGAACAGAGCUUUUCUGACUCUCAUCUGGUGAUCGAUGCCUUCUGCGGUGUGGGAGGAAAUGCCAUCCAGUUUGCACUCACUGGAAAGAGAGUCUUGGCCAUUGAUAUAGAUGCAGAUCGGCUGGACAUGGCUCGACACAAUGCUGUUGUCUACAAUAUUGUUGACCGAAUUGACUUCCUGCAAGGAGACUUCCUUCAGCUGGCACCUACUCUGCGUGGUGAUGUGGUCUUCCUGUCCCCACCAUGGGGCGGACCGGACUAUUUGAAUGCGGAUGUAUUUGACAUUAGGACCAUGAUGGAACCUGAUGGCUUCAAGAUCUUCAGCCAAGCAAAACAGAUAACAGAAAAUAUUGUGUAUUUCCUGCCCCGCAAUGCAGAUGUGAAUCAGGUUGCCUCUUUGGCCGGUCUAGGAGGGAAAGUUGAAGUGGAGCAGAACUUCCUAAACAACAAGUUGAAGACUGUAACUGCGUACUUUGGUGACCUGAUAAAGCCUGAUGCCUAGCAGAGGCAUGGACCACUUAGGAUUUUUUUUAUUUCAUAUUUUCGUGGAUUUUCUCCUUAGGAGUCCAAGCAAGUCAAGUGAAACAAAGUUUUAUAUCUGUGUGUCUUAGCCUUUUUUGUACUUAUAAACCCAUUUAAAGUUUUAUACAAAGAUAAUUCCAGAAAGAAAUUCUUUCCUUGAUUCCAUUUGGUUGAUCAUAACAUUCCAGGGUUUUCUGUUUUCUUGUCAGAGUUGGAAAAAAGUUUAAUUGAGGACAAACAAUAAAAAAAAAACAGUAUGUGGAGCACUGCUGCGCAUCUUCACUGCUUGUGCAUUUAAAAAGGUUUUAUAGGUUGUAGUCUUUGAAUGUUCUGUUUAAUUGUGUUAAGGUGGUCUGUGUUGUCGCAGACGUUUCAGUAAUAAAAUAUACGUGAGCAUGUUUGA